UCUCAUGGUAAACUCCCCCUGUUGAGGAUGGUCAAGUUGACUCGCCCUACAUGGACAGUAACGUGCUUUCAGUGAAGAAUAGUAAACAAUCCACAAUGCCAUGAAGAAAAUACAUCAUCUGGGGUCUUUGUUCAGGAAUAAUCUUUAGUUUGAAUCCUCGACGUGAUUUAUUGCACGAUUUUGGGGUUCAUUUUGCACACGACGGGAUAUAGGCUACUGUUGGCUGAACUGAGGGCACUUGAUGGCACACAAAAAAACAAGUUAUUCCGAGUCGUUUUGCGCUGUGAUCAAGAUUACAGUGAUGUUCUUUUAUUGACACCGCUGGUAUUGUUCUGCGAAGCAUAAGACUGAGGUUUCUGCAUCGGAACCAAGUGUUUUUUUUCAUUCAGGCGUUGAAUAAUCACAUCAGAGUGCAUGAUUUGGUAUUCAGCGCGGCUGUCAGAGAUGGACGGCAUCGGGAACACCAUGCAGAAGAAGGCUGCUGAGCUGGAGCGCAUGGCCGAAGUCCUCGUUACCGGAGAACAGUUACGGCUGCGACUGCACGAAGCAAGAAUGAUUAAAGACAGAAGGCACCAUCUCCGCACGUACCCCAACUGCUUUUUGGGCAAGGAGAUUAUUGAUUGGCUGAUUGAGCACAAGGAGGCAACUGACAGAGAUACUGCCAUCAAGAUCAUGCAGAAACUUCUUGACCACAGCAUAAUUCACCAUGUUUGCGAUGACCACAAGGAGUUCAAAGAUAUGAAGCUCUUCUUCCGUUUCAGGAAAGAUGACGGCACUUUUGCACUGGACAGUGAAGCCAAAGUGUUCAUGAGAGGUCAACGGAUAUAUGAGAAGUUGAUGAACACUGAAAACAAUCUGCUGCAGACACGUGCAGAGGAGGGUGUGAUGUAUGAGCGGACGCUGGUGGCCUCAGAGUUUAUAGACUGGCUCCUGCAGGAAGGAGAAAUGCCCUACAGGGAUGAGUCAGAGCAGCUGGGACGCAGACUGCUGGAGCAUGGCAUCAUUCAACAUGUUUCUAACAAGCACCAUUUUGUGGAUGGUGGCCUGCUUUACCAGUUCAGGAUGAAUUUCCGGCGAAGGCGGCGGCUGAUAGAGCUGUUGAACGAGCGCUGCCGCAGCAUCCCGGAGAACCACGACAGCCCUUUUUGUCUGCGCAAACAGGGUUCUGAAGGGGGAAACACCAGCUUCCUCUCAGUAAGCCCCACUAAAGAGAUAAAGGUGGUGUCGGCGGUGCGGCGGAGCAGCAUGAGCAGUAGCUGUGGUAGCAGCGGAUACUACAGCAGCAGCCCCACACUCAGCAGCAGCCCGCCUGUUCUCUGCAACCCCAAAUCAGUGCUGAAGAGGCAAGUGAGUCCAGAGGAACUUCAGACUCCUGGUGGACCUUACAUAAAGAAGACAUUCACAAUUGUGGGAGAUGCAGUGGGCUGGGGCUUUGUGGUGAGGGGAAGUAAACCCUGUCACAUUCAGGCCGUGGACCCUGGUGGACCCGCGGCAGCAGCAGGAAUGAAGGUGUGUCAGUUUGUGGUUGCAGUCAAUGGAUUGAAUGUGCUGAAUCAGGAUUACAGGACCGUCAGCAGCAUCAUUCUCACCGGCCCCAGAACAGUUGUCAUGGAGGUUAUGGAGGAAGGGGAAUAUUGAAGACGAGCUCUUCUGUGGUUUCUGUUAUUCUCUGACUCUUUCUCUUUUUCCUUUAGCUGAACUUUUCUCAGCGAGUGAACAUUUCUGAGAAGUGAAACCUUGAUUCUGUUCAUCAUUUCAAUUCGAACUGUUAGCUUAAAGAGCAUGACACUAAUCCAUGCUUUAAAAUCCGUGCCUCCUAUUGGCUCCCCAUUGACUGUUACCGCUCCAUGUCAGCUGAGACUGUAACUGGACAGAUUUUAUGGGAAAAGCAGCUGCCAAAAAAAAUUUUUUAGCAGAACUGUAGCAUUUAAAACACUCAUAGUAGGUUUGCAGGACAGAUGCCAAACUAAUAUAUUUGUCUGCCAUUCAGGUAAGAGCACAAUUCAGUGUUUUUUUUUCUCGACUGUUUCUUCAUUUAGAGUUCAUGCUGUGACUUUUGGAGAGUAAAGGAAAAUAAUAUAGCGUCAGGUAUUUUUGGAUGUUAAUUCUUCACAUUACCUUAGUGUGGUUAGUUUAAAUUCUAUAGAAAAUGUUUUAUAUAACUGUCAUGCUUGCAGAGACUUUUGCUGGGUUCACACCAGAAGCAAAAUGAAGUAUUUUUAUGAAUAGAUUACAUACAAAGUCAAUAUAAAUGUGGAAAUAUAGCCAUUUUUCUGGGUGGCGCUAAUUAUGAGUGUGCAGAAUUUGCCUCAGUGUUCGGCAAAAGGUAAAAUAAUUCAGCUUGAGCAGAUAAUUAGCUUGAGGUAGAAAAACUAAAAGUGUGUUUGGUGUGAGCCCAGCAUUAGUGACAUUUUAUAUAUUUAGACAUCCAUCCAAAUGCAGGUGACAACCAACAACAGCACUUACAUACUUUAAUUGAAACUUAAAGGUGAAUGUUAAAAAACCUACGCACAUCUAAAAGAUGCUGUAACUCAUCUUUUAUUUUAAAAAAAAGUCUUGUAAAAGUAGUUUGUAUGUAUAAGUAGUUUCAGUCUUUUGUUUAAAUUGCUAAAUGCUUUAAUUGCUAAAUUCUAAAAGGCAAAUAAUAAGCUAUAUAAUGUUACUGUUAUAUGACAACAAACAGAAAAAAAAUCACUUAAUAAAGUGUUAGGGCAAAAAAAUACUUUAGGCAAGUACAAAUACGCAGACAUUUACAUGUUAACCUGCACAACCCUUAAUACAUCACAAUUCUUCAAAUUCAUUCCAAAUCUUAACAAUCUUUACUACAUAUUAGUUGAAGGAAUAAUAAUAAUGUAACCAAAAAAGUAUGUUUAAAUGGAAGUAUGUGACAUAGCUCGGUGGUUAGCACUGUCGCCUUACAGCAAGAAGGUCAAUGGUUCGAGUUCCGGCUGGGUCAGUUGGCAUUUCUGCGUGGAGUUUGCAUGUUCUCCCUGUGUUUGCGUGGGUUUCCUCCAGGUGCUCUGGUUUCCCCCACAGU
Messenger RNA from Danio rerio (zebrafish), 3037 nucleotides. The record is from RefSeq and is a predicted model, not a curated record. Lineage: Eukaryota; Metazoa; Chordata; Actinopteri; Cypriniformes; Danionidae.